CUCCAUUUUCUUAAAUGCAAUUGCAACUCCUUCCCACAUCUCACACCUUCUUCACCCGCUUCUCUCUUUCACCCAUUAUUCAUAGAAACACGAAUAUGACAUCCGGGUCGAACUCCUUGAUGUGGUUCAGAAAGGGUCUUCGGAUCCACGACAACCCAGCCCUUGAAUACGCUGCAAAAAACUCUAACCACGUCUACCCUGUUUUCGUCAUCGACCCACAUUACAUGAAACCCGACCCGAAUUCCUUCUCCCCCGGUUCAAACCUUGCAGGGUUGAACCGGAUCCGGUUCUUGCUCGAAAGUCUACUUGAUCUGGACUCCGGUCUAAAGAAACUCGGUUCACGCUUGUUGGUGUUACAUGGCGAACCUAGCGAGGUUUUGAUUCGUUGCUUAAAGCAGUGGGACAUAAAAAGGUUGUGCUUUGAGUAUGACACUGAACCAUAUUAUCAAGCUUUAGAUGCUAAAGUUAAGAACUACGCUUUAGAGAAUGGCAUAGAAGUAUUCUCUCCGGUUACUCAUACAUUGGUCAAUCCUGUAGAGAUUAUCGAAAAGAAUGGAGGAAAGCCACCACUGAGUUACCAAUCAUUUCUGAAACUCGCUGGCGAACCUCAUUGGUUGAUUUCUUCAUUAUGUACCACACCCGCUACAAUUCCUCCAAUUGGGGAUCUUGGAAAUUGUGAGGUUUCAGAAGUUCCAACAGUUGAACAACUUGGGUAUGAACACUUUCAAGAGGAGGACCCGGACCCACCUCUAUUUAAAGGAAUGGGUUGCGAAAUUUGA
Molecule: messenger RNA, 779 nt
Organism: Lactuca virosa
Lineage: Eukaryota; Viridiplantae; Streptophyta; Magnoliopsida; Asterales; Asteraceae
Source: the annotation of a GenBank genome assembly